Tripterygium wilfordii is the source of this 951-nucleotide messenger RNA. RefSeq lists its product as uncharacterized. The coding region runs from base 40 to 714 and encodes 224 amino acids. Gene Ontology annotation, cellular component: mitochondrial matrix. The record is from RefSeq and is a predicted model, not a curated record. The transcript has 3 exons. NCBI's taxonomy places the organism in Eukaryota, Viridiplantae, Streptophyta, Magnoliopsida, Celastrales, Celastraceae.
UCUAACGAGUGUCGGACUGGAAGAGGAGAAAAAACGAGAAUGUGGAAGAAAGUGCUUGCAGAAAGCACAGUGCGCCAGCCAUGGCGCAUGAUAGCAUGUCGGCGCUCAAUCUCCAGUACUUCCUCCUCCGCCGUCGAUUCAAUAUUGCUCCGGUCACUCAAAGAGCAUUAUCUCGAAGUCUCCAAAAUGACUCCUCCCCCUAAAGUGAGCCCUCCUUCACCAUUUACAAUAAUGAAAGGUGCACUUGAUUCCAGUGGUCCUGUCCUGAAGCGCACCUAUGGGAAUGAGGAAAUUAGUAUAUCAGUAAUGAGAUUGGCCAACAUUAUUCCUGAUGGUGGCGAUGAUGAUGGUGACGAUGGUAUUAAUCAGUUGUUCCUUCAUGUGGAUGUGUCGAAGCCCGACCAGAAUGUUUCUGUGCAUUUCCUAUGUGGGUUGUAUCCGGAUGCAUUGGGUAUUCAUUCAGUCUCAAUGCGCUCAAAGCUUGAGAUGUCAGAGUCCCUUACUAUUUCUAAAUACAACGGCCCUGUUUUUGAGGAUCUUGAUGAAAGAAUGAGAGAUACACUUCAUGGUUAUAUAGAAGAGCGAGGUGUGAAUGAGAGUCUCUUUCCCUUUCUUCAAGCAUGGCUAUAUGUGAAGGAUCAUCGGAAUCUUUUGCGUUGGUUUAAAACAGUAGGCUCAUUCAUUAAUGAAGAUAAGUUGCCGAAAACAGCUUAAUGUUUUACAAGCUGGUUUUGCAAGCGCGCUUAUUUUUGAACUAAAUGCUGGUUUUUGUACUUGUACUUACAAUACUACUAGCUUGUAACUAAAAUGAGUUUGCUUCUUUGGUAUUUUCUCAGGUUGUAGCUACAUCCUGACACUUUUGCUAUGUUUUAAGUUAAAUAUGACGUUUUAAAGUUACUGAUGUAAGAUGUAUCUCAUCUUUUACAUUGCAUUUUCUUCUUUACACGUUUA